Messenger RNA from Peromyscus eremicus (cactus mouse), 1368 nucleotides. It is a transcript of the gene Egfl7, whose product is annotated as EGF like domain multiple 7. NCBI's taxonomy places the organism in Eukaryota, Metazoa, Chordata, Mammalia, Rodentia, Cricetidae. The transcript has 9 exons. The record is from RefSeq and is a predicted model, not a curated record. Gene Ontology annotation, molecular function: signaling receptor binding; calcium ion binding. The coding region runs from base 379 to 1272 and encodes 297 amino acids. Gene Ontology annotation, cellular component: extracellular region; cell surface. Gene Ontology annotation, biological process: anatomical structure development.
CUGCUCUGCAGUGUGCUGGUCUUUCCUUCCUGAAGUGCAGCUGGCUCAGACAUCUGGGCCUUGCUGCCCCUCGGCCUUGUACUGUCCAAGAUGCCCACGCAGGCCUCUGCCGGGACCUAGGUCCUCCCUCUCCUGGGGCUGCAGAGGCCAGACGUUCAGCGGUGAGGGGUCCAAGGAGAGUCCUGGGAGACCAGGGGGGCUCUCUUCAGCCUCUGUCCCUGCACCCUACCUGGCCCGUUGGGAAGCCUCCAGCAGCAGCAAGACGCAGGCUGUUCCAUCUGCUCAUAAGGACGUCUGCCACCAGUACCCAGGGCAUGACUGAAGGCCGGACCACAGGCCACCAAAAGAAGAAGGCUACCCCACUUAGAGACGCAGACCAUGUGGGGCUCCCUAGAGCUGCUUGUGGCAUGGUGUCUAAUGUUGGUGGCCGGUGGUACUGAGCAUGUCUACAGGCCCAGCCGCAGAGUGUGCACCGUGGGGGUUUCCGGAGGCUCUGUCUUGGAGUCCUAUGUGCAGCGUGUGUACCAGCCUUUCCUCACCACUUGCGAUGGACACCGAGUCUGCAGCACUUACCGAACCAUCUACCGGACUGCCUAUCGCCGCAGCCCUGGGCCGACUCCCACCCAGCCUCGCUAUGCCUGCUGCCCUGGUUGGAAGAGGACCAGCGGGCUCCCCGGGGCUUGUGGAGCAGCAAUAUGCCAGCCUCCAUGCGGGAAUGGAGGGAGUUGCAUCCGCCCAGGCCACUGCCGCUGCCCUGUGGGAUGGCAGGGAGAUACUUGCCAGAUAGAUGUGGAUGAAUGCAGUACCGGAGAGGCCGGUUGUCCCCAGCACUGUGUCAAUACUGUGGGCAGUUACUGGUGCCAGUGCUGGGAGGGGCAGAGGCCAUCUGCAGAUGGGAGGCACUGUCUGCCCAAGGAGGGGCCCCCCCUGGUGGCCCCAAACCCCUCCACAGGCGUGGACAGCAUGGUCAGAGAGGAGAUGCACAGGCUGCGGUCCCGGGUUGAUGUGCUGGAACAGAAACUGCAGUUGGUGCUGGCCCCACUGCACAGCCUGGCCUCUCGGGCUACAGAGCAUGGGCUCCAGGACCCUGGCAGUCUGCUGGCCCACUCCUUCCAGCAGCUGGACCGCAUUGAUUCAUUGAGUGAGCAGGUCUCCUUCUUGGAGGAGCAGCUGGGGUCCUGUGAGUGCCACACCUCCCCACCCGCAGAGAUCCCAGGGAACCCGUGGGGUGGAUGGAACUAUCACUGGGGGUGCCCAGAUCUGCAAGUCUGAACCCUCUUUCCUCUCCUGCUCUAGGCUCUUGCAAAAAAGAUCUGUGAUAGUAUCUCACCACCCAGGUUGGACUGAGAUGCCACCCUUACAUCCCCU